UCAGUCAAUUUGUCUCGUCGCAUCUCUCCGUCAGAACACAGGCGCAUCUGUCUGCAUAUACUAGAUAUAUUCGCCACGUGUGUCAGCUCCCCUUGGCACACAUACGUCCACACAGACAGAAGGCCAGCCAUACGCACGCAUUUCCCACGCUCAUGUGUGUUGUGUACUCACUGGAAAAAUCCACCGAUGUCUCUUCUCAUCCGGUCAGUGAGUGUGUCCGUGUGCCGUCUGCGCAGCAGGGGCGUUCCCUCGUCAGCACCGGUGACCCCCCCCAGAAAGACCCCUGGCUUUAGGGCUCCCACUGGAGGAGGUGCGUCGAUACGUGUCACAGAUGAGUCGAAAUGAGAUGGGAGCCCUCUGUGCCGGCCGAGCAGCAUGACGAAGCACAGCACCAGCUUCGAAAAGGUCGACAAAGAGGCGGAGAGGGCGAGGUUGGUGUCGCUGAUGGAGAGGCCGACGGUGCCAUAGGCGCUGAUGACCUCAAAGAGGACGGCGAACAGCUGGUUGUGGUGAAGCAUUUGGUUGUCGGCGAGAGUGAUGACGAGGACACACAUGUAGAUAAUGGACGUGUCCUUGAGACACAAGGCCAUCAGCCGUCGGGCGGGGGUGAGCAUUUGGUGGUCCCCCGCUGCGGCGAGCUCGGCCACACUCACAACCUGCACAGGGGCGUACUCCAGCACCAGGGACCGCCUUUGUGCGUCUUGUCGCAACUUGAUCGAUGCACUCGUCCUGAGAGUCAGCUAGAGCACACACACACACACACACACACACGCACACGCGCACACACGCGACACAGAGGGAGACAAUCGUCAAAUCCUGCUGCACCCGUGCGCUGUUACAGCGUCACUAACCUCGAAUGGGUAUACAGCGACGAACAUCAUAAACACCCACACCACGAGCAUCCCCGUGGAGGUCUGGCCAAUGUCCACAGCGUUGAACCCCGCAGUUCUGGUCGACACGCUCUGAAAAAAACCCACCAGCCACUCGUCGCUCUUGCUGAAACCCGGGAACUUGCCAACGGCAUUGGUCAGCACGAACAGAGCAAAUUCUCCGCUCGUGAAGGUCACCCAAGUCGCCAGCAGGAGGGCCGUCUCAUAGGAGGGGAACAGGUGUGUGCUGCAUUGCCGUGGGUGGUGCCAAAGGAAGUCGAGGUCUUCCCGGGCCUGUUUGUUGCGCGUGACGCCGCGAAGGGCCCACAGGAUGAAACGCAGAGCGAAAGGAAUGCCCGUCUGGAGAGAGAGAGACAUGUACACAAAUGGAUUGUGUCCGUCCAUUGUAUGAUUGAUUGAGGCUUUGUUGUCUCACCUGUCCGCCCACAAUGAGCCAGCAGAUGACCAAAAGCACACCCCGGUCCUUGGCAAAGAGCACAAGGUUGUUGGACAACAGCGUAAGCCCUGCAACCAGCCCAACAAUUCCCUUGAUAAACAAAACAAGACGGGCCGGGCAUCCCUUUCCUUCUCCCUCUUGUGUGUGGUCCGUGACCCACCAGCAUUGUUGAAGGCCGCCACUGUCGUGAAGCACGCGAAGAGCAACGGGUCAACCGGCAAUGGGUUCCUGCGCAGAGUCGGCUGGGACAGAAAGUAGAGCAGCGUUGCCCCAAUCACAAGAGAGCAUAUCAGAUAGCAGAAGAUGAUGACUGUCAGCCGUCCGAGAGCCCGGUACUCCCUCAGCUGCUCGGCCGCCUGUUCUUGUGCCUUCAUCCUCACGGGCCGCCAGAGGCAGAGCUCUGAAAGGAACGUCACUUUCUCCACACUGUGCGCUUGGCGGAACCACAAGCGGCGCAGGAGAAGAGGAGGCUGCACAUGCAGUGGACACAUUCACACGCACAAAGAGAAGCAGAGAGAGACAAACGACGCUGCAUGCACCUGAGAAAGACCUCAUACCAGAGCCAUGAAUGUCUGUCCGCCGGUGAAGAGCAGCAGCAUGAUGCACAGCUGGCUCGCGAGUGUGAAUCGGUAGAGGCUGACCACCGCCAGGCCAGUGCCGCUCAUGGCCGACACGCACAUGAAGAACGAGUCCACCCACGUGAGGCCGCUGUGCUUGGCCUCUAUGUGCAGCAGCAACAGGGAGGCUCCCGCACAGGCCAGGAGGAAGUAGAGGAAGUGGCAACGAUAAUACGUCACCAGCAUGAAGGAAAGGAGUGCAUUUGCAAUGCCAACCCUUUUGUCGGUCGGGGGAAGAAGGAGCAGAGAGAACUUGAA
Vitrella brassicaformis is the source of this 2201-nucleotide messenger RNA. Lineage: Eukaryota; Vitrellaceae. The record is from the annotation of a GenBank genome assembly.